AUGGACGUUCUCAUACAGCGCCUCCUUGACAGCAAGGACGGCUUAGGGGGCGACGCCUCCGACUCUGGUGUGAGUGUGACCACGUUCUUUUACCGUGUGUUUGAUAUAUCGGCCGCUCAGGGUCGUGGUGUCAACAAAGGAAAGUCACGGGUCGUCGGCGAUGACUCGGACAGUUUCAUGGAGAGGUCGGCCAUACCAACGCGAAGAGAUAAUCGCUACAGGAUAGACAAUUUCUUGGGAGACGUCGAGGCGAAUACCACGGGACAACCAAAUUCUGGGAGAAGACGCUUCAAAAUAGACAUUUCUGGAGAUUUAAGCCGGUUUCUUGGACGCCUCAGGAGGGGCAGGACCUAUAACGACGAAGACCGUCUAGUCGACCAGCGUCAAGAAGGCGGCCUCCGUGGUCGUUUCACGAAUGUAACGAACGCGUUCGACUAUAUACGGAGUCGCGCGUCACGUAGCAGGGGCGACGACGAUCCUUCCGGACAAGAAGACUCUGGAGCCCAUGGAUCAUAUAUGAUGCGUGCCCUGAACAGCGCUUCACGCGUCUCAGCCACCGUUUACGCAGCAUAUGGCGCUCCGAGAGUGGCGGCUCGGGGUGGCGAGCCAGGAAGACGGCCUGGAGGAGACACUGUGCCCUUAGACACGGAUGUAGACUCGGACUCGUUGAGCUCAGAAGAGAGUCUUCGCCACCCAAUUGUGGAAGCGCUUUGUUACUACAACUGCGCUCCGCUUUUUGGUCGUCGGGACGAUGACGCUCGUCAUGCCCAAAGGCGGGCAGAGCCGACUUCCCCAGCUGAGGGAGCGAACGCGGCUGCAACGUCAGGAGGAACGGUGUCGCCUCCCGUUCGUACGCAAGCGGGCUCAACGGAGCAGACGGGAUCGACCUCCACGCCUCGUCAUACAUAUCCGCCUUCCGCGUGAGCCACAAGUGAAGACCUAUGUCAUUUUU
Molecule: messenger RNA, 952 nt
Organism: Coniophora puteana RWD-64-598 SS2
Lineage: Eukaryota; Fungi; Basidiomycota; Agaricomycetes; Boletales; Coniophoraceae
Exons: 7
Coding region: 1-924 (307 amino acids)
Source: RefSeq, a predicted model, not a curated record